AUGUUAAAACGAGGACAAGAUCAAGCAAAUAAACUAUUGGAUUGGUAUAAGGAGCGUCUUCAAUCGGUACAGAAAAAAGCUAGAUUAUUACAGCAGGGUAGUGUCUCUCUGGUUAGUUAUUUUUCUAUUUUUUCCUCAUGAAAAACAUAAAUAAUUGGGAUCUGGGGAUGUGUUAGGGCAAAUGACCUUAGAAUCCCAAAUAGGAUCUUCUCAACAAAAUAUUUGAUUGGGGCUGAAAUAGAGGAUGAAAAUAAAAAUUAUUACUUAACAAUUUAUAAGAAAAUAAUUCUUUAUGCAAAACACCUAUUUAUAUAGGUAUGUAUAUAUAACUUCUGAUUUUUGUAUCUUGCUACAAAAUCAUUAUUAAUUACAGUAUCCCAAAAAACCACACGCCAAAAAUAAAAUGUUUUCCAGGAUUCCGCUGUUCAUGAGCAAAAACUGAAUUUUCUUCGAGCACAUAUAACUGAAUUGAAUCGACGAAUUGUUGCGAUCAUGGAAACAAGUGACAGAGGUUUUCCAGCACAUUUGAAGGUAUUGAAAAGUCUUCCAGAAUUUAUUCUAAAAUUGUUUUUCUCCAGAGCACUUCUAACAAUAACAACAACACCAAAGCCAAUGAUGAUCAAUUGGUGUGGCUUCAUCGGCAGAAUCAACGAUUGAACCAGGUAAGUUCCAAGAAACUAAUCCCUAAUUAGUUUUUCAGUGGGCUGAAAAACAGAUUUUUGUAGUUGAAAAUCUCUUGAAAAAUACAUUUUAGUCAUAUGAUUAAUCACUCCACGAAACGAUACAAUUCCAUAUUAUUUUUCUAGAAAGAAAAUAACAAAAAAAAAUUAUUUUUCAUUUCGAAAGGGGUUUCGAGCUUCGAGAACAACAGAAGCUUGUAAUUAGUGAAUGUUCCCGAAAGAGAACAAGUUUUUUGAGUUGGAGAAAACAUUCAUGACGUAUUUUCAUAUUGAAAUAUUUAUUUUGGGAAAACUGUGGGAAAUGAUAUCAGAUCACAUUUUUGUAGCAAAUUUGAAGUUACAAUUAUAAAAUUUGAGAAUAGUGACGCGAGAAUUAUUGCGUGGAUUCAAAAAACACUAUAGUUUAUAGAAAUUUUCGGGAGAUUUUGAGGGGUGAACAUAAAAAAAUUAUUUUAUCGAAAAUGUUGAAUGCUGAGCUUAACUGAUUUGAAAUUUAUUAGGUCAAUUAAGUCAAUUUUAGUCAAAAAUCUGCAAAAAGUGUUUUCGGAAAAGUGGAUUCCAGAAAAUCACAAAUAUUUGAAGUUUGGAUCAAUUGGACCAAAUAGAAAUUAUUUUGUAUUGCAGUAAUUUUUAAAUAAUUAAAAUUAUCUUCUAACGUAGAUAGAAUUGAGCUCAAACCUUUCCAGAACUUAAAAAAAACUCUUUCCUCUGUGAUUUUUCUAAUAUCAUUUUCCAGUCUUCUUUCAAGCAUCUUGAUAUUUUUCACAAUCAGUAUUUUGAAAAACUCUUUCUCGAAUUUUACUAUACACAUUUGCUUAAACUAUAGCAUUUCUUUUUCAGAAGUUCAACUUUUUUGUAUCUAAUAAGCGCAUUAUAAAAUUCCAUAACUAUACGAUUUUCAAACCCCCAAACUCCUCCAAAAAAACAAACAAUUGAAAUAAAGUUCCAUAAAUCAAAAAGUGUAAAAAAGCGGGUCAUCAUUGUUAUUUCUAUUGUUGUUAGCUUGUUGCAAAAAAGAAAACAUUUUCAAUUCUCUCAUCAUUUAUCAACAACACUAUUGAAAAUGAUCAAUUGACAAACGUUUUUUUUAUUUCCAAUCUUCCAGGAGCUCGCCGAAAAGACUCAAUUAAUCGAUCAAUUGAAGCGUGAAAAUGAGUUAGCAAAGAAGAAAAUGGAAAGGUGUGUCAAUUGAGUUCAAAAUUCACAUCUAUCUAUAUUUUUUGCAGGCCUGUUGUUCCCGUUCUUCGACCAUCAGCAUUUGUUCGUCCAGCAUAUCAAAUUCAAACCGUUGUAAAUCACCCCAAAAAUGUAUCACCACACAAAAUCUAUGAUACUCUCAUGUAA
Molecule: messenger RNA, 2024 nt
Organism: Caenorhabditis angaria
Lineage: Eukaryota; Metazoa; Nematoda; Chromadorea; Rhabditida; Rhabditidae
Source: the annotation of a GenBank genome assembly